Laetiporus sulphureus 93-53 is the source of this 1512-nucleotide messenger RNA. RefSeq lists its product as uncharacterized. The transcript is spliced from 3 exons. Lineage: Eukaryota; Fungi; Basidiomycota; Agaricomycetes; Polyporales; Laetiporaceae. Bases 148 to 1461 code for a protein of 437 amino acids. The record is from RefSeq and is a predicted model, not a curated record.
CGUCUUCCUCCCGAAGUGCUCCGGGAGAUAUUCGUAACGACUUGCACCGUCAAGCUAAAUGAAUAUAUAUCUAAAUACUAUGGAGGCGAGGGCUUUACGACCAUCUGGGACCCAAUUUGAAUUGACAAGGGCAGAGCAGUCACUCUCAUGCUUGUCUGCCAUCAUUGGAAAGAGAUCGCCUUGGGGGUCCAGGAGCUCUGGAAUGGCAUUGAAACAUAUUGGGAACGUGAAGAUCGUAUCUUGCUAAAGAGAUCCGGCCGAGGCCCGCUCAAGGUGCUGGCUUUUGACGAAUUGGAACCCUCUUGUGCUGUUGCGCAUGCUCUCAAAAAUGUGGAGCAUUCAUCCCGAAUCCAAGAGUUGUGCUGGAUAGGGCUCCCAGAGAAUGAGGAAGAAUAUCUUCAAAAAUAUCUUCAAAUGCCCGCGCCCUCGCUGAGGUCUCUUGCGUUGCAAGUUGACUGGAGUGCUACGCCAGAUGGAUCAUUCAAACUCUUCGACAACCACACCCCAUGUCUGGAACGCCUGUCACUGUCAUAUGUGAAUUGGCUGCCCAGCAAUGCAUUCAUCAAACUGACAUUCUUGGCUCUCGACCUCGAAGAUUGCAUGGUACCUGAAGCUCUCAUCAAAUUACGCAGCUUGCUUGCUGGAACACCGAACCUAGUCGAUCUCAUCCUACGAUAUGUGGCUGAUGAUCACUACAAGCAUGUCCGAAUAAAAACAGAGGCUGCGGACAUGAAGCUUGUGUCGCUCACUCGAUUGCGUCGAUUACUGAUCGAGGGUAUGUGGACCGACGAUAUCGACUUUGUCUUCCGGGACGCUCGCCUCAACGAAGACCUGUCCGUCUCGAUCAAACAUAUGAAUUGGCGGGGUGAUUCGCAGCGACUUUUAGAAGUGGUAUCCACUUGGUCGUUGAAUGCCUUGAAGGAACCCAAAGAACUACAUUUCCAGCAGGAUGUCGCCAUCGUCGCCGGAGCCUCUUCUGGUCUCCGUUUCCAGGUCAAGAGCGGCAUGACUCUGGAAGAUUGGGCUGCAUUCAACUGGCCACAGAUUCUUCCCCUUUCCAGCAUCUCGCACUUGUGCAUGUUCGAGUUGGACGCAUACGAGGAGCCCGGUCUUGAACCUGUCCACAACUUUCUUAGGGAGAUGACUGCACUUGAAACACUGUCCGUCGACAUUGAUGGCCUGACGGAGAUCGUCGAUGCAUUCACACUCUUCCGAGACCCGAUCGACCUGCCUCUCUGUCCCACACUGACCACGCUACGUAUCGCCAUCCAGAAAGAUAGCGAUUGUGACAUCUUCCUGGACUCGAUCCUCCCACAUCGCGCGCAGCUUGGCAUCAAGCACCUUUAUAUUGGGCUGACCAAUCCUCAGCUCAGAGAACACUGGAGACCUCGUCAAGCUGUGAAGGACCAAUUGCGUGGCAACUUCGAGUCGGUGAAUUUGUGUUGUGUGGACGAGAGAUGACGUGAAUUGCGGUGAAACCAAACUUAUACCGGUGCUUACAGAGAGCGGGCA